Molecule: messenger RNA, 1191 nt
Organism: Protopolystoma xenopodis
Lineage: Eukaryota; Metazoa; Platyhelminthes; Monogenea; Polystomatidea; Polystomatidae
Source: the annotation of a GenBank genome assembly
AUGCUCAAAUGUCUAAGUUGCGGAGGGGGAGGUGGUUGUGGUUGUUGUUGUCCAUGCUCUUGCCAACCCUGCUAUCAACCAUGUUGCUGUUGCCAAGGUUGUGGCUGUAAGUCUGGAAUUCUCGACUCUUGCUGUUUAAUGUCGCAGACGGGUCUACAUACAGACCGUGUCUACCCGUUCAUCAAUAAUGACGCCAACUGGAGCAAAUUUAAAGAAGUGCUGGCAAUGCCGAUGGCUCAGGGCAUGUCUUCGAAAAAGGACAUCGCCGACCGGAAAAGCUCAGACUCACGAACGCCAUGUUCAAGUUCGAAAAGUCAGUCCGCAAAGUCGUCCUCUUUCAUUGUUGACCAACAAGUCGCUCCGCUAAAGUCACUUUGUAAGCAAACUCAAGGGCUGGCACAGGCGCCAUUCGUGAAGUCGAUUGCCUCCAAAUUGAUAUCAAGCCUAUUGGAUGAUCCAAUAAAUGGUACAGAUUUUUCCAGUCUCCUGGGUGACGGAGAGCUUAGCACGUUUAUUCGACUCUUUCUGAACGAUGAAACAGCAGCCAAGCAAAAGUGUUGUCAGCUGAUGAGUAGUAUCCAGAACAUCGACGAAAACCUGAUCAAACUGCCUUAUUCAACGUCAGAGUUGAGAGGACGAGAAAGACAAGGUCAGCAUAACUUACAAUUGAACCAUCGACAGCGACACAAGCGACUCUUUCAGAGUGGUAGAAGAGGUAGGGAAAAUCUGCGAAAGAGGAAGCGGAAGGUAAAUGAAUCGAAUCAUUCUGGUACAGUGAAGCAGCACCGGAAGCAGAAGACCGAAAUGGUGCAGCAACCCGAAAUUGUUGAAGAUCCCGUCUACAGCAGCCUCGGAGAUUACAGGCAUUUUGACUCACCAACAUGCAAUUGCCCACGCAGUAACCGAAAUGACCGCAAAACAAAAGAAGCAACAGUGAAAAAAUCGAAAAAGAUUAAGAAAAGAGACUCAUUCUACGAAAAAGAAGAAGGAGACGAGGAAGGGAGUGUGGAAUAUGAGACUGGAAACUAUGCCACCGGGAUCCGUGGCAAGAGCUCGAAUCAUUCGCCAAAAUGGUUACAACGCAUCUGGCGUAAGAUUCGUCCGAGCAGAUCCCACCGCCAGAACUUGAAGGCUGUUUCCACGUCGCAGAUUAAAUUUGCUGAAUUGCCCUCAUCCCUGCCUGAAGCAGAG